AUUGUAAAUGAGUAGUUAGAAUGUACAGUCAGUUGACUUAGAAACGUCGUGGUGAACGCUACCGCAAUGCUCGCUGCGCGAUUAUCGUGCGUUCGGUGUGUGUGAUUUUGGUUUUUUUUUUUGGGCACACUGUAUAUAUAGAGUAGAUUGCGUCCAACUUCCAACCAGUGAUGCGCUAAGCCUCCCAAGAUGAGUUCAGUACUAUUGGAAGCACGGCCCUUCAGGCCCUUCAAGUCUAGUGAAGAGUAUCUAGUGGCCAUGAAGGAAGAUUUAGCCGAAUGGCUCCAAACUAUGUACCCAUCACUCGAAAUCAACGUCGACAACUUCAUGGAGAAGUUGGAAACGGGAGUUGUACUUUGUGAGCACGCCAAUGCCGUCAGGCAUCAAGCGGCCGAAUAUGUUGAAAAAAAACAGUCGAAGAAAAUCAUGACAAAAUCGGUGACUGGCAAUUUGGCACAUGCACAAAAACUAGUAAACAUUCCGGAAGUCAAGUACUUCACGACGGCCAAGCCGCAAACUUUCUUCGCCAGAGACAACGUUUCGAAUUUUAUUAGAUGGUGCAGGAACUCGCUGCAGAUCUUAGAGUGCUUGCUGUUUGAAUCAGACGACUUGAUUUUGAGGAAGAAUGAAAAACACGUCAUUUUGUGUCUUUUGGAAGUGGGAAGGGAGGCCGCAAAGUUCGGCAUGUUGGCCCCCAUGUUGGUGCAAAUGGAGCGCCAAAUCGACCGCGAGAUCGCCGCCGACCAGAAAAAACUCAACAACGGCCUCCACGACCAGAACAGCUUCGACGACGACGACGACAGCGAUAUGGAGGAAGAAACAAUGUUAAUUUACGGUCCUGUGCCACAAAUCGUCACCAACGACUUGAAAAGUCUCGACGAAAUGGUCCGCGACUUGGUCGCAAAGUGCACUUGUCCAACCCAAUUCCCCAUGAUCCGUGUCUCCGAAGGCAAAUACCGAAUCGGCGACACCAAAGUAUUAAUUUUCGUGAGGAUACUUCGAAACCACGUAAUGGUCCGAGUUGGCGGUGGAUGGGACACUCUGUCCCAUUAUUUGGACAAACACGACCCAUGUCGUUGUCGCUCGCAACACAGAACAACCCAAGGCGCCCGUCUGGUCAAUAAACCAGGUGCCCCAGACUUACACGGUUCACACGUUUACUACGACCGUGCGCCAAUCCCGACAAUUGCAACUCCAAGCCACACCUCCAGCUCCGCCUCAACUCUAGGCCCACCAAUGAACUCACUGAACCGGUCCCGGUCACGUUCACCGUCUUAUUUGAACGACAGACGAUCAGUUAGUCCAAACCUACCGCGCAAAUCUUUAGUACCUCCCACUAGAUCCAGAAGCCCCACCCCCAACUACACAUCGUCACACCACGCCACGCUUAAAACUAAAGCCACGCCCACAACGUCACCAAAACACAAAAAUCACGUCGCCUUGAUACAAGUCCCCAUUGAAAAUCGGCUUAAAUCCGAAACUUCGAUCCAAAUAAAUGAAGAUCAAAGUGAUACGACGUCCGAAGUUUCGGACGAAGGUUACCGAAGUUUGGGCGCAAUUCAGGACAAAACCAAAAAACGCCUCAGUCAAGACUCAGUCGAUGAUGCAGAUUAUAACGGAGAGCAUCAUAUUGACAGUAUUGACGACACAAACGACGUCGGUUUGCGUAAAACCUCCUACUCGCAGCGAAUCUACGAGGAGGCCACGCCCAAGCCCCUCCCCAAAUCGCGCGAGCCUAGUGUUGAUCGCUCCACCCCUAAAUCCUCCCCCAAGAAAAUCCACGGUACGUGGAACGGCCGUCAGAAACAGGCACGUCCCACCCUUCAAAUCGAGACUUUCAGUCCGCCCCUGCAAAGACACGCCCCCUCGAGGCGGAGCGAACGUCGCCAUUCGUCGGCAAGCACAUCGCCGACCAAAGGCGGGCUUAAAGAAGUUUUGAUAAAUACAGUAACGCAAAUCGAUGAUGAAGCUUUAAUGGCCCAACAAGUCCAAGAACUGCUAAAACAGUACACUUUUGAUUUCAAGGACGAGGGGCGGUUUGUGAGAGGCGGCAGCGAAAGGAUGUCCUACAGGAGUCCGAGGAAGGACUCACGGCCUGAUAAUAACCUAUCUAGGAUCCCCGCCCCCGUUUUGUAGACUUGGGGGAUUUUCUAGGGUAUUUUUUUACGACGGUUAGAGUAGAGUCCCUGUUUCGACCGUUUUGUUUUUGGUGCUAAUUUGAUGUGAUGAUUUUUCAAAUUUUUAUCAUGUUGUUACGAGAAAAAAUGCUCAAUUUUUUUCGAUUUGAACGGUUAGUUUUGAGAGGAUACCACCAGUUUAGAUUAUAUUUAAACACCCUGUAUAACACUAAUAAUGGAUUUAGUGCAACUUUUAACAUGCUACUGGCAACUUAUAGGUCUAAUUAUAUUAAUUUAUACUUAAUUUUGUAUAAAACAACCAUUAACAUUUGAUAUUUUCUAUUAUACGUUUUUAAUUAAAAAAAAAAUAACUAAUUUUAUGAUAAUUCAGAUUUUAGAAUCUCGGUUCACACAAGUAGAAACCCUAUUUCAUACCAUUGUAUGCUUUUCUAAGGCAAUAAAUCGUAGAUUUUAAUUUAUUCGACUUUAUCUCCUCCCCGACAUAUACACUAAAUAAAAAAAUAUUUUAAUAAAAAAACAACAAAUAAUAUUACAUUAAACCCAUUUUGUACCCAUAUACCAAAAUAAAUUAUAGACUUUGA
Messenger RNA from Tribolium castaneum (red flour beetle), 2719 nucleotides. Its product is annotated as GAS2-like protein pickled eggs. The record is from RefSeq and is a predicted model, not a curated record. The transcript is spliced from 7 exons. Gene Ontology annotation, biological process: microtubule bundle formation; regulation of microtubule polymerization or depolymerization; actin crosslink formation. Bases 190 to 2136 code for a protein of 648 amino acids. Gene Ontology annotation, cellular component: microtubule plus-end; actin filament; cytoplasm. Gene Ontology annotation, molecular function: microtubule binding; cytoskeletal adaptor activity; actin filament binding. Lineage: Eukaryota; Metazoa; Arthropoda; Insecta; Coleoptera; Tenebrionidae.